CUUUAUUGAAGCAGCAGCAAUGCACUACUGGGAGCUAGCUGAACAUAUCAGACACAGCCAGAGCACUGAGAGAUAUCAGGUAUUGAUGUAACUGGAGUUAAUAAGGGAACCUUCUUCCUGAGCACAGACAUUGGAGCCUGUUAUCAGCAUGAACUCAUAUGUGUUAGACAAUCACUUGAAUAGUUCAUACCCAUCCUUCACUACAGGAAGCAUCAGAAUGAUACCGCAAACUCCAAAAGUCUUAGGCACUAAUGACUAUUCACAAACAUUGGGGAAAUCACAGCAGAUAUUUAAAGGAGAUGGAGAAUUGGCAGGAACCGGGCAGCAAUCAUUAUGUACAGAGAGUAAUUUAGCCAUCAAACAAGAGGACAACAUUUAUGACUUAUCUAGUGAAAUGAUUAUCCCAGAGGAUAAACCACACACAUUUACUGGGGUUUCAAAACAUUUAAAAGAAGGGGAAAGUCUUAAGUCUAGCCAAAUCGUUCAUACAAAUAAGAAACAAUUCAAAUGUACAGAAUGUGAGAAAAGAUUCACAUGCAAUUUGCAUCUCCUUGAACACCACACAGUUCACACAGUUGUGAUAACUCACACGUGUACACAAUGUGGGAGAUGUUUCACAUCUAAAGGAAGCCUUAUGUAUCACAAAAAGACCCACACAGGGGAGAGACCUUUCACAUGUAAUGAGUGUGGGAGAUGUUUCACAUCCAAGGGAAAUCUCAUAUCUCAUGAAAAGACCCACACAGGGGAGAAACCUUUCACAUGUAAUGAGUGUGGGAGAUGUUUCACAUCCAAGGGAAAUCUCAUAUCUCAUGAAAAGACCCACACAGGGGAGAAACCUUUCACAUGUAAUGAGUGUGGGAGAUGUUUCACAUCCAAGGGAAAUCUCAUAUCUCAUGAAAAGACCCACACAGGGGAGAAACCUUUCACGUGUACAGAGUGUGGAAAAAGAUUUAUACAAAUGAGUAAUCUGAAAAGGCAUGAAAGGAGUCACACAGGAAAAAAGCCUUUCACAUGUACAGAGUGUGGAAAACGUUUUACGUAUAUGAGUAAUCUGAAAACUCAUGAAAGGAGUCACACAGGAGAAAAGCAGUACAAAUGUACAGAGUGUGGAAAAGGUUUUACACAAAUAAACGAUCUAAAAACUCAUGAAAGGAUUCACACAGGAGAAAAGCCUUUCACAUGUACAGAGUGUGGAAAAAGUUUUACACAAAAGAGUAGUCUGAAAACUCAUGAAAGGAGUCACACAGGGGAGAAACCUUUCACGUGUACAGAGUGUGGGAAAUGUUUUACACAAAAGAGUGAUCUGAAAAGGCAUGAAAGGAUUCACACAGGGGAAAAGCCUUUCACAUGUACAGAGUGUGGAAAAUGUUCUACAGAUAAGAGUAAUCUGAGAAAACAUGAAAGGAGUCACAAGGGAAGAAACCUUUCACAUGUUUAGAAAUUGGAAAAAAGGUUUUUACUGAAAUCGGGUAUCACAAAACACCAAAUAUUUACACACAAAUAAACUUUAUAUACACAAUGUACAAAUCUUUUUACAAGUAUCCUAAAGAGGACAAACUCUCUAAAUAGAAGCAAGAAAAAGGAUCCUAUUGUAAAUAAUACUUUCUCAAUCCCAGUUAUAAAGCCCCAGAUUGGAAGUGCUCUCCUGCUGUCCUUUGUUCCUCUACAUAUGUGCACCUCAGUUUCUCUCACAUCAAUGGGAUAGAAUCCAAACACCACACAGGAAUAUACAGAUCUGUCCUCAUACUGACCAGUUUACACAACCAUUCACCACCAAAGCACCCCCAGUGUUGUUUAUUAAUAUGCCAGUGUUAGGAGUUGUACGUUUGAUUUACAUAGGGGAGGAAAUAAUUACAUUUACAGAAUAAAGGAGUCUUUAUAUGAA
Messenger RNA from Bombina bombina (fire-bellied toad), 1885 nucleotides. RefSeq names its product gastrula zinc finger protein XlCGF26.1-like. The record is from RefSeq and is a predicted model, not a curated record. Lineage: Eukaryota; Metazoa; Chordata; Amphibia; Anura; Bombinatoridae. The coding region runs from base 149 to 1438 and encodes 429 amino acids. The transcript has 3 exons.